AUGGAACACUCAUUAAAUGUGGCUGGUAACACUGUGAGGAAACAUGUUUAUCCUUUGAAAAUGGAAAUUCUGCCCUUGAAUGAUUCAAUACAUGGAUCAAAAGAUAAUAAUGUUGUCCAAUCAACAGUGCAAGAUUUACCAAAGGAAAGUGAAAUAGAUAUUUCUCCGAAUAGAAUUAUCACCACGAUCACACAGAAGGAUUUACAAACAAAAACUAGCAAGAAAAGAGAGCAUGGUGAUUUGGAAUAUAAUAAUAAUAGUAAUACUGAAGAAAAUGAUGAAAGUUUUAGAUUUAAAAGACAUAAAAAUAGGUCUGGUGUUCCUACUUUAGGCGAGAGACUAGAUUUAUUACAGCAAAAUAUUCCUCCAAAGAGAAUGGAAAAUUUUGAUUCAUCUUUUCCGGUACAACCAUCAUCUCAAAAUAACAAUCACAAUCUCAACAAUAAUCAUAACAGAGACGAUAAUCAUAACAGGGUUUAUAAUAAAUUAUCCAAAAAUGAAAAUUCUGGAUUUGAUUCUAUUCAGUCGCCAACUUCUUCUUCACUUGGUAGGAGUAACAAUCAAAGUAAAUUAAAUGUCCCAACAUUAUUACCACUAAAUCAAAAUUUAGAAUAUUCAAAUCAAAUGUAUCCAAUGUAUUAUGUACCUGUGCCGACAUCUCCAAUAAAUCCGCAGUAUUAUGCGUCUGAUUACAAUGCAAAUUCUAAUAAUAAACCUAAUGAUCCCAAUAGAAAUAUUCGGUCGAUUCCAGCGAUACCAAAUGCAUUUUUUCAGUAUCCACCAAGCUCACAACCUGUUGUACAACCAUUUCCUCAAUUUGUUCCCAUACCGACAAAUAUUAAUGAUUUGGGUAAACAGCCUACUUCUAAUAAAUAUACAUUGUCCAGUAAUCGUAGUAGAAGGUUGUCCAUUGUAUCCAAUCGAGAAAAUAGUAUGAUUAUGCCUCAUCCUGAUAUAUCUACUAAAGAAUAUUAUAGGCAUUUGACAAAUACAAAUGCAUCCAAUAAGUUAAAGCAAUUAUUCACCUGGUGUGCAAUUAAGACCUAUCAAGAUUUUAAAGAAAGAAAUUCUACUUUUUUAAAUAAACAUUCUUACUAUGGUAUAACUGAUCCUACUCGUACAGUUUCUACAUAUUUAGAUACCAAGAGAAUGACAUUAAGUAUUAUUAACGACUUCAUAAAUGACUUACAGCAUGGUUCAUUGGAUAUUGAUUGGAGUCCUCCAUCUAAUUCAAAAAAUACUACAAAUAAACAGGGAAAGGAAACCAUAGUAAGAUUAAAUAAUAGUAAUGGAGAUAAUAUAGAUUUAGACUUGAAUGAGGAUCCUAUUCUAGAGGAAUUAUUUGAUGAUGAAGAUAAUAUAAGUGAAAUUAGUAAAAAUGACCCAGAUAAUGUUACAUAUUAUUAUGAUGGGCUCAAUAUGAAGAAAUUUAAGAAAAACAAGGAUAAACAAUUAGAUAAUAAAUCAAGUAAGAUCAAAAAGGGUCCCAAUAUGCAACCUAGGAAUAAAUUAUUACAGAAAUUGUUACCAAAUCCGAAGAAUGCCGAAAACGAGAAAAAUCUGGAGCUUUUAAAUACAAGGAUCGGUAAGUUGAAAGAUGAAAUUGAUGAGUGGAAAAAAGUUAUUGAUGAAAAGCAUCCAGAUUCUGAAUGGAAUUCGGUCAUAAAAUUAAGUGGACAAGAGCAUGAUACUAGUAGUAUAAAAGAAAAUAUGGAUCCUGAAUUAAUUAGCAAUAUUGAAAAAUUAGAUAAAAGCGCCUCGAACAUUAGAUUAGAGUUAUCUGAAAGAGUCGAUAAAUUGCAAGCACAUUCACAUUUAUACAAGUCUUAUUCUCAGUUGUUAACACAAUCACUGGCACAUAGAAUAGAUUUUUUUGUGACAGAAUUCAAACACAAUCAAAAGAAAAAAACUAUAAAAUCAAAAAACGUGAAAGAUUUUCUUUUGGAUUUAUCUCGAGCUAAAACAAAGUAUAAUAAUGAUAAUAAUGAUAAAAUUUAA
Messenger RNA from Arxiozyma heterogenica, 1998 nucleotides. It is a transcript of the gene DSN1, whose product is annotated as MIND complex subunit DSN1. The record is from RefSeq and is a predicted model, not a curated record. Gene Ontology annotation, biological process: mitotic sister chromatid segregation; cell division. Lineage: Eukaryota; Fungi; Ascomycota; Saccharomycetes; Saccharomycetales; Saccharomycetaceae. The transcript has a single exon. Bases 1 to 1998 code for a protein of 665 amino acids. Gene Ontology annotation, cellular component: MIS12/MIND type complex.